GUUGACAAGCUACUGGUUGGGGAUCACUGAUCUACGUAUUCCUUUUGAUUGGUAAAAUAUUGUAUGGAAACAGCAAUUAAUAUAUUGUGAUCACACACAGCACCCACAAGAUGGCAAUAUUGUAACUUAAACAGAAUUCUGUUUCUUUUUUUUGCAACACAUCACACCUGAAUAUGACUGAUCUCAGCGCCAUAGGUGUAUCAGGUUUCAGAAUAGCACAGUAAGUAACCACUGGGUGAAAUAUGAACAUAAGAAAUGUAAGGCACUAUGAUAAUGACUUUUCAUGAAUCAUAUCUUAAGUAAACACAAUCUCCAAGUCACUCCUUUCUCAAAGAAGUAUGUUUGAUUUGCAGUACUAGAAUACCUAAGAUUAACUUCUUUCCAUCUAGGCAGGCAAAAUGCAUUUGCAAUUCUACUGAACAGAACUACAGACAUAUAUUUUGUUGCCUGGAAAGCCAGCUGCAGUAUUCCUUUCAUACAGAUGCCUGCUGUGAUAUUUAGCAUUCGAUCGAGAACGCAUCUUGUAUGCGUCUAAUGCUGCUAAUGGCAAUGGAGAGCACAGGGGCAGGAACUGGGGGGACGACUAGUUCUCCAGUAGAUGCCAGUCGAGAAGAAAGUGUCGGAACAUAUGCGUUUUCUGUGGACUAUAAUUUGGUGCAAAUUCCUUAUGAAAUCACACUAUGGAUCAUACUGGCAUCAUAUGCAAAAAUCGGUUUUCAUUUGUAUCGUAGGCUGCCAAAAAUAAUGCCAGAAAGCUGCAUCCUUAUUGCUAUUGGUGUACUGCUUGGAGCAAUAAUUUAUGGCACAGAUCACAAAUCUCCACCAGCGAUGAGGACCGAUAUAUACUUCUUGUAUCUCCUACCUCCAAUUGUUCUUGAAGGAGGGUACUUUUUGUCCACUCGACCCUUUUUUGAAAAUAUUGGAACCAUAAUAAGCUGGUCGGUAUUGGGGACUCUCAUUAAUGCAUUUGGUAUUGGCAUUUCCCUCUAUGGAAUCUGCCAGAUUGAAGCAUUCAAGUUAAGUGAUGUAACGCUGUUACAGAACCUAAUGUAUGGCAGUCUGAUAUCAGCUGUGGAUCCUGUAGCAGUUCUUGCCAUAUUUGAAGAAAUCUCUGUUAAUGAAAAAUUAUACAUGACUAUAUUUGGAGAAUCUUUGUUAAAUGAUGGAAUAACUGUGGUAUUGUAUAAUAUCUUCAUCACCUUUACACAGAUGCACACUUUUGAAUCGAUUGAGCCUGCAGAUGUGUUCGCAGGUAUUGGGCGUUUUUUUAUGGUGGGCAUUGGUGGAGUUUUCUUUGGGAUCAUAUCUGGAUUCUUUUCAGCAUUCAUCACGAGAUUCACCAAGAAUAUUUCUUCCAUUGAGCCCCUCAUUGUCUUCAUGUUCAGUUACCUUUCCUAUUUGGCUGCAGAAGCUUUUUACCUUUCUGGCAUCUUAGCUAUGACAGCUUGUGCAAUGACCAUGAAGAAGUAUGUAGAAGAAAAUAUCAGCAAAAAUUCCAGUACAACGAUAAAAUAUUUCAUGAAGAUGCUAAGUAGCCUCAGUGAAACCCUGAUCUUUAUCUUCAUGGGGGUUAGCACUGUGGGAAAGAACCAUGAAUGGAAUUGGGCUUUUGUCAGCUUCACUUUACUCUUCUGUCUGAUUUGGAGAGCACUAAGUGUCUUCCUUCUUUUUCCUAUCAUAAAUCAUUUUCGAACAUUACGGUUUACCCUUAAAGACCAACUCAUUAUUGCCUACAGUGGACUUCGGGGUGCGAGCAGUUUCUCCCUUGUGUUUUUGCUUCCCAUCCUUCUGUUUCCAAGGAAAAAAAUGUUUAUCACGUCUACAAUUGUAGUCAUAUAUUUCACAGUCUUCUUCAAGGGAAUGACAAUCGGACCUUUAGUCAGAUAUCUGAAUGUGAAAAGAACUAACAGAAAGGAAACAAUCAAUCAAGAAAUACAUACACGGUUGAUGGAUCACUUGAGGGCUGGAAUUGCAGAUAUAUGUGGCCACUGGGGACACUAUCAAAUGAGACAAAAAUAUAAACAGAUUGAUAACAAGCUUUUACGAAGGGCUUUAAUCCGAGAUAACCAGCCCAAGUCUAGCAUUGUUUCCCUACACAAGAAGCUUCAGCUGAAACAAGCCAUUGAGAUGACAAGAUUUGGUAUGGGCAGAGAUAUUUCUUUGCCAUCCUUUCAAACAUUCUCACGCACCAAUGUAGGAAAUGACUUUUCUACAGAAGACAUAGCACAAAUGAGGAAUCUGCUGACAAACAGUCUCUAUCGAGUGCGGAGAAGGACACCAUCAUAUAGUAAAUACAAUCUGCCAAAGGAGGACAGUGAAAGUCAAAACAGAGAAAUUCUCAUACGCCGAUAUUCAAGCAUGAGAAGAGGACAGACACUUCCAUGGGAAAGACAGACUGGUGCCAAAAAUGUUCGUUUUUUGUCACUUCCUCACAACAGCUCCAGUGCAGGAGCAGGCAGAACAAGACAUCAACUGUUUCAAGACUUUGAUGAUGCUGUGUUCUCUACAAGCCCAGUCUUGCAAUGUUCAACAGAGACCAGUCUAUUGGAUCAUUGGAAACGUGAACAAAGAAACCAAAGGAGAGCAUGUUCAUGGCAUGCAAAAGAAAAUGUGUUGAAGAAGGAGCUGAUUACAAGGCCAAGAUAUCAGUCGGCAAAUGCACACUUCUUGCACUUUGAUGUGGUAUUUGAGGAGGAUACACAGGCAAAUGAAGAUAGUGAUACUGAAGAGGAAAUAGGACAGUUUGUGAGAUGGAACACUAAAGCAAUACAUAACCGACAUUCCAAAGAACUUUAGAAACUUUUGAGUACCGUAUAUACUCGCGUAUAAGCCGAGAUUUUCCGCACCGAAAAUGUGCUUGAAAAUCCUACCUCGGCUUAUACGCGGGUCAGCUUGAAGUAGCCGGAAGAGCAGCGAGGAGAGAACAGCGCUAGGAGGCGUCGCGGUCUGUGGGAGGUAUAACAAUAAGUGGGAGGGGAGGAGGAGCAGGAAGUGAAUACGCGCUAGGCUCAGGUAGCGGCUGCAGUGCGCACCAGCGGGAGGAGGGAGAAUAGAACAGCCGGGUCGCCGUCGUUUCCCUCGCCAUGUUGUAUACCGGUAAUUUGAAAAGCAGUAUCUUGUUGGUUCUCUAAUAUUUCAUGUUCGUCAGGAAAUCUUAGUUGAAGAUGUUUCUCUUCUCAUUUACUGUAUGUGUAGCUCAUUAAUUAAUCAUGACUGCAGCAGAGCUGCUAGCUGAUGAACAGCAGAAAGAGCUAUUUCUUUGCUGUGCCUGAAUACAGCAGUUUAAUGAAGAAAUAAACAAAGAAUAACAAUGUUGUGCCUGCCAUAGAAAUGUGCUAAUGAAUCCAAAAUGGUUGCCAUAUGACUUAUAUCUGCAUUCUCUUGCUUUAGUUGCUAUGUGAACCAUAAGCUGUAUGUAAUAAUUAGUAGUAGUUGACAACUUGAACAGACACAGCUGUAGGAACAAUGUAUUUGUAUGGGGAGGCCAUGCCUCAUGUCUGCAACCUGUGGCUCCUCCUCAACUACAACUCUCGCUCUUCCCCACAUCAUGGCUUGAUUUUUAACAUUAAACCGACUGUUUGAUAUUUCUGAGACUUUUCUGAGUUGUGUCUAGGCUUAUA
Messenger RNA from Xenopus laevis (African clawed frog), 3620 nucleotides. RefSeq names its product solute carrier family 9 member A4 S homeolog (gene slc9a4.S). Bases 526 to 2796 code for a protein of 756 amino acids. Gene Ontology annotation, biological process: proton transmembrane transport; regulation of pH; regulation of intracellular pH. The record is from RefSeq and is a predicted model, not a curated record. Gene Ontology annotation, molecular function: sodium:proton antiporter activity; potassium:proton antiporter activity; antiporter activity. NCBI's taxonomy places the organism in Eukaryota, Metazoa, Chordata, Amphibia, Anura, Pipidae. Gene Ontology annotation, cellular component: membrane; plasma membrane. The transcript has 12 exons.